Euleptes europaea (tarantolino) is the source of this 2114-nucleotide messenger RNA. RefSeq names its product LIM domain containing 1 (gene LIMD1). Gene Ontology annotation, molecular function: transcription corepressor activity. Bases 3 to 2114 code for a protein of 703 amino acids. Gene Ontology annotation, cellular component: P-body; adherens junction; transcription regulator complex. The record is from RefSeq and is a predicted model, not a curated record. Lineage: Eukaryota; Metazoa; Chordata; Lepidosauria; Squamata; Sphaerodactylidae. The transcript has 8 exons. Gene Ontology annotation, biological process: positive regulation of miRNA-mediated gene silencing; regulation of DNA-templated transcription; response to hypoxia.
AAAUGGAUAAAUACGACGAUCUGGGACUGGAGGCUAGUAAAUUUUUGGAAGAUCUCAGUAUGUACGAAGCCUCCAAGGAUGGCCUCUUUCGGGUGGACAAAGUGGCUGGGAACAACCCGGAAUUUGAAGAAACCAGGCGAGUUUUUGCUACAAAGAUGGCCAAAAUCCACCUUCAGAAGCAGCGAGAACAAGAGGAGCUGAUGAAAGCAGUCUCAGGAGCCCCGAACGGCAGCGCUGGUUUUGUUACUCAUCCUCAGUUUCCAGGCCCUCCUGUAGCUAGAGGGGCCACAGGAACAAACAAAGUACAUUUGGGAGAAAAUAUUGCUAAACCUCCUUUGGCUGCGUCUUCAACGGUAUGUGCAGGACACCAGCUGGCCUUUCCAAAUCAGCCCCAGCUGCAUACCGAUGGAGAGCGGGCGAAGUUAUACCAAGAUGGCAAAAGAGCUGGUAGUGACCAUGAAUAUGGCGAGAGUCUUGGGGGUUCUGAAGUUCCUGGAGGACAAGGCUAUCACAGACCAGGCCAGGCAAGUCCAUGUAGUAUCAAAGCAGCGUUUUCUUCCCUGUCCCAUGAAGAGCCCAAUAACGGUGAUAACAGGACAGCUGUGCAUGGUUGCGGAAGAGAUGCUGAUAGGUUUUCCAGCCUGAAAUCUAACAUGGACUCCCAUUUAUGGUCAAACUUGAAUCAUAGCGAUGCACUUCAGAGAAGUCCUACGAGACUUCAAGCAGAUCUCCACCCGUACCAGCAGUCCCGAAGUUCUUGCAGAUCCUCCGAAAGUGGGUAUGGAAAUCGGGAAAUUGGAAGUGAGGGCCCUGGACUUAGUCAGAGCUGUGACCGAAACCCAGUUUGCCCAAGAACGUCAUCUUUUUCACAUGCUUGCACCCCUUUGUCCUCUUCUGUUGGUUUUGGUGAUGAAUUGUCUGUGGGACUUCCAAAACAGAGAUCUUCCUCAUUCUCUGCACAGCCUGCUCAGGCAGUUUUGAAUCAGCCUGAUCCCUUUCACCCAAACUGUGAACUUGAGACAUUGGCUAUUGCCUCCCCAAGUAAAAGCAUUGGUGACGGCCAAGCAAGGCGCAGCGAACAUUCUCCCUGUUCGGUUUCUGGUUCACUUCCUACUCCAUUACCUCCAAGUGUAGGUUAUCAGCAAGCCAACACUCAACCAAAGCCUACAGGCCAUUUUGUAGUUCAUGGUCAAAAUCACAGGCUUAAUUGUCCUGGAUCUGGCAUGGGUCCUCAGCAGAAUUCCAUCAGUGUAACAUCUCACGGGCCAAUGAUUUCCAAUGUUCCAAAAUCUCCUUUUAUAGAGGGCACUGCCAGUCUGCAGCAUGACUCAGGUCACCAAGAAACCUCCACUUCUUCAAAAAUAAAAUUGCCCUGUCAGACCCUCCUUCCACAGCAAGAACCAGGGCCAUCCACAGCGGAGUUAAAAUUAGAAGCUCUUACCCAGCGUCUGGAGCAGGAGAUGGAUGCUUGUCCCAAGGCUGACUACUUUGGGACCUGUGUGAAGUGCAACAAAGGUGUUUAUGGAGCAAACCAGGCUUGCCAGGCCAUGGGGAAUCUCUACCAUGAUGGAUGCUUUACCUGUGGCGCAUGUAGUCGAAAGUUGAGAGGGAAAGCCUUUUAUUUUGUUAAUGGGAAGGUGUUCUGUGAAGAAGACUUCUUGUAUUCUGGGUUCCAGCAAUCAGCUGAUAGAUGUUUCGUUUGUGGACAUUUGAUAAUGGACAUGAUUCUGCAGGCUCUGGGGAAGUCGUACCAUCCUGGCUGCUUCCGUUGCGUGAUCUGCAAUGAAUGUCUAGAUGGAGUGCCAUUUACGGUAGACAACGAGAACAAAAUCUACUGUGUUCGAGAUUACCACAAAGUUUUGGCUCCAAAAUGUGCAGCAUGUGGACUUCCUAUCCUACCAAGUGAGGGAUCUGAUGAAACUAUUCGUGUUGUGUCGAUGGACAAGGAUUACCAUGUGGAGUGCUACCGCUGCGAGGACUGUGGGAUGGAGCUCAAUGAUGAAGACGGGCAUCGCUGUUAUCCCCUGGGUGACCACCUGCUUUGCCACGCUUGUCACCUCGUGCACAUAGAGAAAGGCACGACUCCUGCGGCUGCAUACCUGCAUCAUUACUAG